Dromaius novaehollandiae (emu) is the source of this 3909-nucleotide messenger RNA. RefSeq names its product SH2 domain containing 2A (gene SH2D2A). Lineage: Eukaryota; Metazoa; Chordata; Aves; Casuariiformes; Dromaiidae. The transcript is spliced from 7 exons. Gene Ontology annotation, cellular component: cytoplasm. Bases 1769 to 2890 code for a protein of 373 amino acids. The record is from RefSeq and is a predicted model, not a curated record.
AAAAUGCCGUAACCCAACUGCCCGGAGGGGAAACGGCGGAGCGGGAGGGUGCGAAGGUAGAGGAGGGGCAGCUUUCUUAAGGUGGAAUGAGACGGACACGGAUGCGCCGGGGACGCAGAUGCACCGGGCACCGCGCCAGCCCCCAGCACCGAAAUGGGAGCCGCAGGUUGCACGGGGAGCACCGGAGGAGCCCGGCCCCAUGCCGGCCCCCGGCACUGGGGCAUCACCCCCGUGCAGCUCCGCGAGCACCCAUUGCAACGUGAAGUCCAAACCCCGGCAGCACCAUGCUUUCGGGGCCGGCUGGGACGGCUCUCACACCCCAGGGCAAGAAUAACGGGAGAAAAACUCCCCCGUGGGCCGCGGCACCCGCUCUGCUUGUGCCGGGGGCAGAGCCGGCCUCGGUGGCCUCGACGCUGCACUGCUGAGCUGUGCUUAGCCCCGUUUUACCUCUUUUUCUUUCUCCUUUCACCCAUGCUCUGGUCUUUCCCGCGGGAAGCCGGGGUGCUCCGCUCCGGCUGCGGAGCAGCGCUGGGGGCUCGGCCCCGGCACGGGUGGCGCAAGCAGAGGUGCAACUGCGGCGGGAGGAGGAAAGCAGCUCCGGACCCGGCGGCCCGUUUCGGAUCGCAUCGACAGCCGGAGUCGGGAGCCCUGCGUCCAGGCCCCGGCCGCUUCCCGCGGCGUGGGAGAGAGCCGGGACUCGGCUCCGAGGAACAAAGAGCCCUUUGCAGGCGGGACGUGCCGAGGAGGAGGGAGGCAGCCGGAGCCCGGCUCUGCCAUCCCCGGCCCCGCGGGACCCCGCACGGCCCCGGAGCCCUCUGCAGCACCCGUGCAGCUCGACCCGGCCACGGGAAGCCGAGCGGAGGAAGGGUCGAGGGUUCCCAGGCUGCAGGGCCAGCGGCCCGGAUGCAUCCCACGCCUCCCACGCGUCUCCUGAGCCCCUUCACACCCGUCCCGGGGGGGUUGCAGAGCGCAAGCGCAUCGGGAGCUGGGAGAGCAGAGGGACGGGGCGAGGGAUGGUUCCCGGGGGCCGUCUCCGCCGGGCCCCGUGCCGCCCGCGAGCCCGGAGCCACCGCGCACGGCUUUUCCAUGACGUCGGCGCGGGCCCGGCACCGCUCCCCUCGCUCGCCCCAUCGUGCAGAGGCGCCUGCGGCUUCGGUAGCUGCUUCCUGCCCUUCCGCAAGCAGCGGGGUGAGAUCGCAGGGUCCCUGCGGCGCUGCCGCCCGCCCGCCCGUCCCGGGCACCGCUCGCUGCCCCGGCUCCGCCAUGGACUUCAAGGUGCCCGUAGCGCUGGGCGGAGGUGACCCCAUGGACGACGACCGUCCCCUCUUCAGCACCUUCAAACCCGUCAGCGAGGACAAGGCUUCCCGCGGGGUCCCGGCCGAGCCCUGGAGAGCGGAGGCGCCCCUGGGAUGCCAGGACACCAGUGGCAGGGUAGGAGGAUGGCGAGCGAGGGGUCCGUCCCCCAGCUCCAUCCUUACCCCGAAAUCAUCAGGGGAGAAAGAGCCCCCCCAGGGGCCAGGCUCAGCCCCCCCGGCUGCAAAGGGGGUCUGGUACCCCACGCAGGGAGUGCAGCAUCCUCAGGGAGCAUCCCCAGGGCACCAAGCAUCCCCGAGGUGCAUCCCUGGACCGCCGAGCAUCCUUGGGGAGCAUCCCUGGGGUACCAAGCACCCUCGGGGAGCAUCCCUGGACCACCAAGCAUCCUCAGGGUGCCGAGCAUCCUUGGGGAGUAUCCCUGGACCGCCGAGCAUCCCUGGGGUGCAUCUCUGGGAUGCUGGAUGAGCAUCCUCAGGGAGCAUCCCUAGGGCACCGAGCAUCCCGGCACCGCGGCCCCCAGCCGCUCUCCACUUCCUCGCAGCUCUCCCCGGGCUCCUGCCCGGCACCGUGGGACCUGGCGGCCCUGCGGGCCCAGACCAGGCUGUGGUUCGAGCAGACGCAGGCCAGGAGGCUGCGGGCGGGGGGGGAGCUCCCGGCCUGGUUCCACGGCUUCGUCAGCCGGAGGGAGACGGAGCAGCUGCUGCAGGACCAGCCGCCGGGCUGCUUCCUCGUCCGCUUCAGCGAGAGCACCGUGGGCUUCGUGCUGUCGUACAGGGGCAGGGACCGCUGCCGGCACUUCAUCCUGGAGCAGCUGGCGGACGGGCGCUACGCCAUCCUGGGCGAGCCCAGCGCCCACGCCGAGCUGGCGGACCUGCUGCGGCACUACGCGGCGGCGCCCGUGACGCCCUACCACGAGGUCCUGACGGUGCCGCGGGGCCGGGCUCCCGGCGUCCCGGCUAACGUUGGCUCCCCGGGGCCGAGCAGUCCCACGGGGGACAGAGCUGCCGCCCCCGAGCAAGCCUACGCCCGGGUGCGCAGAGACCCCGUCCCCGCCGCGCCGCCCCGGCCACCCGACGCCAAGUACCAGCAGCUCAUGUGCUUCCACACCUACACCGAGCCCCGCGAGGCCGCCACACCGUCGGGGCCCCGCGUCUGCCGCGAGCCGGACGAGCACAUCCCCUUCUACGCCAUGGGAUGGGGCUCGGCCCCCAGCGCCGGCCCCGAGGAGAACGUCUACUCCGAGGUGGCACUGGCCCGGCAGGAGCUGCCCCGGCCGCUGCCGCAGGGCGCCGGCUCCACGCUGCCCCCCAAAGCGCGGCCCCCCGCGGAGCCGACCCACCGCCGGCUCUUCCGCAGCAAGUCCAGCCAGGCCUCCAAGAGGAGGAAGCCCCCGGCGGCUCCCGCAACGGAGAGCAGACCCCCCGGCCCCGCCACGGAGGCCACCACGAGCCCCUCACUGGAGUUCGACGAUCCGGUUUACGGCAGAAGGACCAUCACCCCAAAGAGAGCAGCAGCUGCUGCAGGACAGGAGGCUCUGGAGAACAUUUACGAGCAGGUUUCUGGAGACCGGCUCUAAGCCGCCCGGCUCAGGAUUCACAUAACCAAGCCAAGGUCAGGAAACAAGAGUUUGCUGCUGAACAAGUUCUGGAGCUUCUGAUCUACCGGGGAGAGCAGAACCUCUUUUCCUAAGCCAACGAAUCUGCAUCAAGAGCUACAGCAGACAAAAGCCCUCACUGUGCUGCUGUUCCAGGGAGCUACACCCUCUCGCCUCUGCUGAAAGUGGCCGUGGCCUGAAUUCUGGUUCACCCUUCUCCCCAGUUCCAGAGGCAGCAGAGCCUUCUGGCAAGAGGACAACAAAUCCAACAGCAAUUUAAAAAACACAGUUGAACCCAGUUUGCUACCUCUCUCUCCCUGCUGGCCACUACAGCGGCGACGUUGUCAGUGAUUUUUUCCCCCCCUCAUCCAUCUCCAUUCAUAUGAUCCAGAUCUUCAGACGCUCAGCAACUGCUGCUGCUAAGAUCUGUUUCCUUUUCAGGCCCAUGAUAUCACCACCUACUCAGUGGGGUCAACCCUGGCUGGCAUCAUCCUCACAGCAAUCGGCCACAGAAGCUGCUGAUCGCGGUGCCGUUGCCUGUUCUGGUAAGAGGAUGCUGAACACGACGAGUUACCAGGGCCACACACAUCGGUGCAGGACAAUGCAGGCAAGAACUGGCUUUUAAAACGGACAAAUACACAGCGGUGACAACAACCCAGAGGCCUAAGACCUUCUGCUGCUCAGGUUCACACCACAGAUUGAUUUUACUUUGCAAACUCCCUUGGAGAAGCAUUUUGUCACCAUCUGUGCAACACAGUCCACGCUAUGCAUCAACCAAGGCAGUCGCCUCUGAAACGCUGGCAGCCUUCAAGGUGCUUCAGUAUUCCCGGAAAGGAGAACUAAGGAGAAGCAAAACCAGUGCCUCAAGCAAAGAGUUGAGACAAGCACCUCUGAUGAAAACAGGUGAUGUUCGGUUCAUUUAAAAGUUUAUUCCUUUAUCAAAUCUCUUUUCAGAGGAUUUCACUGUACAUAUAAGAUAUGAAUAAAUUACUCAACAGUAA